CUUAGAAACAACAGUUGUGUUUUGUUAGCAUUGCAGGAUUCUUACUAUAUAUGUUUGGUAAACUUUCUCUGUUUCUCAGAAACACUAUUUAUUUAAAGCCUGCGUGAUGUGUGUGAGCUCGGAAGUUGUGUUGUGACCGAGAAUUAUAUGAACAAUGGAAGAUAAUAAUACUCAAGAAGCACUAACAAAGGCAGUAGAGCCUGGAACAAAUGUGAUCAAUGAGGAGAGUUUACAGAGGAAGAUUUUAGUGGAAAACAAGAAAAUGUGGGUGGUGGCCGGCCCGGCCAUCUUCACCCGAUUCUCCACGUUUGGGAUAAAUGUCAUUAGCCAAGCUUUUGUAGGCCACAUCGGUUCCACUGAGCUUGCUGCCUAUGCUCUCGUUCUAACCCUCCUUACUCGAUUUGCCAAUGGAUUGCUGCUUGGAGCAGCCAGUGGAUUGGAAACUCUAUGUGGGCAAGCCUACGGUGCAAGGCAGUAUCAUAUGCUUGGGAUCCAUCUUCAAAGAUCAUGGAUUGUUUUGAUUAUUAUGUCAACUUCACUUGUCCCAAUCUACGUAUUUGCAACCCCUCUCUUAAGAGCUCUAGGACAGAACGAAGCGAUUGCUGAAGAGGCUGGGAAAAUCGCCAUCUGGUGCAUUCCAGUGAUGUACUCCUUCGUCGUCUCAUUUACCUGCCAAAUGUACUUGCAAGCACAGAGCAAGAACAUGAUCAUAACAUACCUUGCAGUGUGCUCACUCUCGAUCCAUCUCUUUCUCUCGUGGCUUCUAACUGCCAAGUUCCAUUUUGGUGUCACCGGUGCAAUGGUGUCCACUGUCUUAGCCUACUGGAUUCCAAAUAUCGGCCAGUUGAUCUUUGUCACGUCAGGAGGAUGCCCUGAGACGUGGACAGGCUUUUCAACCUCGGCUUUCAGUGAUCUUUGGCCUGUAGUCAAGCUUUCCGUGUCAUCAGGCGCUAUGCUUUGCCUCGAGCUCUGGUACAACGCGAUACUGAUACUUUUGACGGGAAAUUUGGAGAAUGCUAUGGUUGAAGUUGAUGCUCUUGCAAUCUGUCUCAACAUCAUUGGCUGGGAAAUGAUGAUAUCUCUUGGAUUCUUGGCUGCAGCAAGCGUGCGCGUUUCAAACGAGCUUGGGAAGGGCGAUUCCAGAGCUGCAAAGUUCUCCAUUGUCAACAUAGUGGUGAUCUCACUAGCCAUAGGGCUGGUGCUGUUUGCACUCUUUCUAGUCUUUCGCAAGCGCCUGGCUUAUGUAUUCACGGAGGAUCGUGCUGUGGUUGCUGAGGUCGCUCGCUUGUCGCCUCUGCUGGCAUUCUCCAUCCUCAUGAACAGUGUGCAGCCAGUUCUUUCUGGAGUGGCGAUUGGGGCCGGUUGGCAGAGUGUGGUUGUUUAUGUUAAUAUUGGAUGCUACUAUUUGAUAGGAAUUCCUAUUGGAGUUUUGCUUGGUUAUGCAAUGAAAUUACAUGUUGAGGGUGUGUGGAUUGGAAUGUUGAUAGGCACUUUGAUUCAGACUAUAAUGCUAAUGAUCAUAACUAAGAGAACUGAUUGGGAUAAACAGGUCUCAAUUGCCCGACGACGGCUUAACCGAUGGAUGGUCAACGAUACGACCUAAUGAUCGGUCAGCAGAGUCCGUAUGACCAGCAGGAUUCUCAUCUUCGUCAUCGUACAUAAGAAACCAAGCAUGCCAAAAUGUUACAUCCCCUUUUGUAGUUGUAUAAGUUGAGAGAAUGUUCACCUCAUUCUAGUUUGGUGUGUUUUCUUAUAUAAAUAGAGCCCAUUUUUCAUAAAACUUGUUAGUAUUUGGUUUCUGUUCAUUUCAACUGCCCAAUAAGCAACUCAGCAACAGAAAUUGUCUCGCUUGUA
This is a messenger RNA of Salvia hispanica, 1854 nucleotides long. NCBI's taxonomy places the organism in Eukaryota, Viridiplantae, Streptophyta, Magnoliopsida, Lamiales, Lamiaceae. The record is from RefSeq and is a predicted model, not a curated record.